Messenger RNA from Alternaria atra, 612 nucleotides. RefSeq lists its product as uncharacterized. NCBI's taxonomy places the organism in Eukaryota, Fungi, Ascomycota, Dothideomycetes, Pleosporales, Pleosporaceae. The coding region runs from base 1 to 612 and encodes 203 amino acids. Gene Ontology annotation, biological process: endoplasmic reticulum to Golgi vesicle-mediated transport; intracellular protein transport; Golgi organization. Gene Ontology annotation, cellular component: COPII-coated ER to Golgi transport vesicle; endoplasmic reticulum-Golgi intermediate compartment; Golgi apparatus. The record is from RefSeq and is a predicted model, not a curated record. The transcript is spliced from 4 exons.
AUGCUGUUCCCGUCUUUCGCCAUUCUCGCUGCGGCGAGCAGCCUGAUGUCAUUUGCGACCGCGCACAACAUCCAAAUGAAGGCUCACCAGCGCGAAUGCUUCCACGAAUCCCUCCACAAGGAUGACAAGAUGACGGUCACCUUCCAAGUCGGCGACCGCGAGUUUGGCGGUAGCGGAAACCUGGAGAUUGACUUCUGGAUCGAGACGCCCUCUCGAAGCUACCAGGUCCACGAACGCGGUGUGUCUUCCGGCGACCACUCCUUCGAUGCCAAAGAAGACGGCAAAUACACAUACUGCUUCAACAACGAACACUGGGGCGCGAACACGAAGGAGGUCUCAUUCAAUGUGCAUGGUAUUGUCUACGUUCCCGAAUCGGAGGCACCUCAAGAUCCAUUGGAGAAGGAGGUGCGAACAAUGUCAGAACUUGUCGCGCAAGUCAAGGAUGAGCAGAGCUACAUUAUUGUGCGCGAGCGGGUGCACAGGAAUACUGCUGAGAGCACCAACGCGCGCAUCAAGUGGUGGAGCAUCUUUCAGCUGAUGGUACUCAUUGGCCAGGGCUUCUUCCAGGUGUGGUGGUUGAAACGCUUCUUCGAGGUCAAGCGUGUUGUUUAG